This is a messenger RNA of Oryza brachyantha (malo sina), 3299 nucleotides long. RefSeq lists its product as uncharacterized. NCBI's taxonomy places the organism in Eukaryota, Viridiplantae, Streptophyta, Magnoliopsida, Poales, Poaceae. Gene Ontology annotation, molecular function: protein binding. The record is from RefSeq and is a predicted model, not a curated record. The coding region runs from base 1 to 2742 and encodes 913 amino acids. The transcript has 10 exons.
AUGGCAGCCCGGACCGCCGAUGCCGCGUCCACGGCCUUACGCAAGGAGGCCGCGGAGAUCAUGAAUCUGCGCUGCGAGGGCAGUGCCACCGCGGCGAUCGCGCAGGCGGUGAAGCUCGGCCUGAAGCACGGCGACUCCGCGCUCGUGCUCAACCUCGUUGGCACCCUGCACCAGAUCUCCUACGCCGCCUGCAAGUUUAUGGCGUGGAGCAACGCCGGUUCCGCUGCGGAGGAGAGCUCGGAGGCGGCGGGUCACAAGAGCUCCGCGCUCUACGCCUUCUCCGGCGCGGCGCGGCUCGCCCCCAAAUGCGUCAGCAUCGCCGUCUCGCACGCCCAGAUGCUCAUCGAGUGCGAGAGGUACGACGACGCGUACGACGAGAUCAUCCGCGCCCUCACGAUCUCCAAGUCCGACCCCGUCGACCCCGCGGAGAACGACGUGGCAUACGAUCUGUACGACGGCGAUACGACCCGCGCUGAGAGGUUGCAGAAAGCCAUGGUCGUGGCACGCCAUGCCAUGGAGCGCAUCACCACGGUGAUCUCUGAACAGUUCAUUCCCAUGGAGUCCGCGCGUGUUCUGGACGGCAUCAAGCUCGGCGGGGACGCCACCGCCAACGCGCGCGCGCGAGCGAAGCAUCUCGCCGCGACCUACCCGUUCGCGCCGCGCGUCCACGUCCUCCGCGCGUUCGUCGACCUGGAGCGAGUCCGCGGCUUCGACCCGGCCAUCGACAAGAGGCGGUUCCUGCGCCGCACCCUCGAUAUGGUACACGAAGCAGCGGAAACAUUCCCUCUCUCGCUCGUGAUCGCCUUGUUCCGCGCGAGGCUCUUGUUCGUCCUGGAUCAAUACGACGAUGCCGAGCACGAGUGCCGCAAGGCGAUUGCCCUCGAGAGUCCCCAGGACCCGAAGGCAGACGACUUGCCUCCUGGAUCUGUCAGCGGAGCAGAGUAUGAUGACAGAGUAUCUUUUGUCAAGAACCAGCUUCGAACAUUGAUGAAGAAGAUCAUAUUGACGGCUGCAAUUUACUUGCAAAUCCUAACCAGCGAGGAGGAGAAUAGCUUGAUGUCAGUGCGGACCAAACCAUUGAUUCAAUCCUGUGAUGAAAUUGACAAGUCGUCAGCAAAGACCAUAACUGAUGCACUGCGGUUUUUCAAGCAUAACAGUUCAUGGAGUUUCUGGAUUUGCCCUCUGUCUAACCGCUGUGAUCGCUGGAAGUUUGUGGACACUUCUUCACUCUGGAUACACCUAUGCAGCAAGCAUCCGGAGGGGUCCUGGGGCAAGCUGCAAUCAGUUCUGGGUCCAAAACUAUGUGAAAACACAUCAGAGGGGGAUUGUUCUUCCUUGAAAUGGAUAACUUGUAGUCAAGAUUCAGACCAGAAUGACAUCUUCCGUUUAAUAAAGGUGAAUGAUAUGUUCGAUUCCUUGAUUCGUCUGGUAGAGGGUGGAACAGAACCAGAUUUGGUGGAAAUGCGUACAGAGAAAUGCAGAGAAGGGGCUGAGAUCCUUGAGGGAAUCAAGGGAAGGAUGGAGACAUUGCCUACGGAUAUAUCUAGCUCUCAGUUUGAUGACGCUCGAUCUGAAAUACAAAAUAUGUGGCUUAAGUUCCUCAUAAAUUCUGUUUUGGAUUAUCAGGAGGUCAUAUUUCCAUUUGUGAGAUCUUUCAUAUGGGCAAAACUAAAGAAACGCAUGACUGGAGAUCCAAAUAUUGUUGGUCAUAUAAGUUCUUCCAAAAUAGACCCUGUAUUUGAGGAUGGGAAUUCAGGGGAUGUGGAAGGAACCGCGAUGGAGAUAGCUGAAAUACUGCUAAACAUGAAAUGCAGUCUAGAACUAGAAGAAACUUAUGGCCAAUCAAUGGAGGAAAUGGCAAACACCACUAGAUAUCAAAGUGUUGAUGUUGUCAGCAAAGAAAACAAUGACAAAGACCUGUUUAUCUUGCAUGCAAUCAUACAGUCAUUGUGGAAUUUGAGGUUCCUGAGAGAUGAGAUUUUAAUGGGAAAACCUGCAUGGAUCCUGAAUAUGAGUCAUAACUGCUGCAUGGCAGACCUGAUCCAUGAAAUCUUCUCUGCUUGGGGAAAAAAUGAACAGGGCGGAGUGGCUGCUUUACUGUCUUCUGUGAAGACCAGUCUCUGUAAAAUUGCAAAUGGUGACAUGUUCCAAAAGUUCCAAGCUGGAAAACAAAUUGCUUCUGAGGUUGUGGCAACGAUUCUUGAAGGAUUGCAUAGAUCAGAAGCUUCUUUGCAUUUUUAUUUCAACAGUGAGAUUGAGGAUUGUGAAGUAAGUCCUGUCAGCUGCGGAGAUUGCAUAUGCCGAACACAUAAUCUGUUUGGAAUUAUUUUCCAUGUGCAAAUGAGCUGUCGGUGUGGGAAGUCUUUUGAGAAAGAACAUACUACAAUAUUCUAUAGACUUGAUGCUGGUUCACCUCAAACAACAAAGCUCAAGUCCUUUUCAGAGCUUCCGGUUCUAUAUGAUGAGCAGUUAUGCUUUGAUGACAAUUGCGAGUAUUGUGGAAGUCCAAACAUUGUUGAUAUUUCUCCUUGGAGCGCACCACAUUUCUUUACAAUAGGUUUAGAUUGGUCUGGUGGCUGUGAGAACCAGGUUAAUCUAUCUGAAGUUCUGCUUGGCAUUGCACAUCCCCUUGAUAUUAAACUUCUCUGCAAGGGUGUUCGCUCCUCCGCAAACUAUGCUCUGGCCUCAAUGGUACGAAAUCCGAAAGGAGGGGAAAACAAUGAGCUGUUUGGUAUUGGUUGAUAUCAUUGUCAGUUAUGUUCCUUGACUGGUACUGUAUCUUAAUCAUAUACUGUAUUUUGAAUUAUACUCAUAAGGCAAGGGAGGUCACAAGGAUACUGCAUGUACCACUUGUCUUAAAAGGGAUGGUGUUAAUUUCAAGCAAGGUUUUACUAGAAUUAAACGGAUUAAGAUUGGUGUUUACCAGAUUCAAUCUGAUUAGUCUACAGCAGAUAAUAGGUUGAAGCAUCAUGUUCAUGUCUGAGUUGGCCACAUACUAUUUUGGUGAAUGUUUCUAAGUCGUCAAUGAUCUUGUUGGCGAAGUUUAUUCUCCGUUAACUUUACAAAGCUCCAGCAUUUGGAAUGCUUUAAAACAAGAAUUGGAGCAACAUUUGGUAGUCCGUGUAUGCAGAAGUGGCAAUAACAGAUUGUCCUGUGUGGUUGCACUUGUCAGGAUGUUUCACUGAUUGAGAAUUGAAAGGAAGUAACAUACCGGAUCUCUUAUGCCGAUGAGCGCUACAUCUGCUUUGCUCGCGACGAGGACAAGUGGCUCAUCUGUGAUGCGGGGAGUGUUGAGGUAG